AUGAUCUCGCCGCCUGCCGCCGUUUCUUCUCCAGCGGCUGGCGAUCCGAGUGUCACCAGGACCACAUCUGCAAGGCGCCGAGGUUUGAGUUACCUUCGUGCUUUAUCCCACAACCGGUCAUCGGGUGGAACCAGCCCGAACGAGCCCCCCUCCCGCUCACCGAGACAUUACUUCCAGAGAUCGCUCAGUUACAACGACAACCGACCAGAUCCUACCACAACCCGACGACGGAGCAUAUCUCGCCCUAACGAACCUACGAUUCCUCUAUCCCCCGAUCUCCGCCAGAUCGAUACUAGAAGCCCCUCGCCCCGUAUUGCACCCGCUGCACCCGUCUUAGACGCCCCGGUCGACCAGGUCGAACAAGAUACCACAGAUGAGAUGGCGAGACACAGAAAUUCAAUGUCGCGGAGGAAUGCAAGCAAUAGCCGGCCGGCUGACACGCUGAAUGCGACUGCCUCGGAAGCCGCCCCGAGACCCAUGAACCCCAGGAACACGUCCAAGUCAGGCACUCAAGAUGGCGAGACGAAGCAGCAUUUACCGACCAUCCGUUUCUUUCCUCACCAGGAAAUCAGAAAUGGACGACCCUCCCUCAACUUCACUCCCAUCGCGAGGACGUUACCCAGCGAACAUUCCAUCAUCAGGGUCGGCCGUUACUCUGAGCGAGAGGGAGUACCCUCGUCCAACCCUACCGGCCCCUCCGAUGCGCCCGUUGGCUUCAAAUCCAAAGUCGUCAGUCGGAGACACUGUGAGUUCAGUUUCCUCGACGGACAAUGGCAGAUCAAGGAUGUCGCCUCGUCGUCCGGCACGUUUCUCAACCAUAUCAGACUGAGUCAGCCCAACACCGAGUCAAGGCUCUUCCCUAUCAAGGAUGGCGACAUCGUGCAAUUAGGCAUCGACUUCAGGGGAGGAGAAGAAAUGAUAUUCCGAUGUGUCAAGAUUCGCAUUGAAUGCAACCGAGCAUGGCAGAAGAAGGCGAACAACUUCAACAAGGCCAGACAUCAGCAAUUGCAAAGUCUUGCGAAAGAUCAGCCAUCAGCAGACGCCAACAGCGGCGAGUGCUCCAUAUGCUUGGGUUCCGUAUUGCCCUGCCAAGCAUUAUUCGUUGCUCCCUGCGCUCAUGUCUGGCAUUAUAAAUGUAUUCGACCGCUGCUUGAGGGCAAGAACAGCGUUUAUCCGCAGUUCCAAUGUCCGAAUUGCAGAGCAUAUUCCGAUCUCACCGCAGACGUUGACCUUGCUCAAUCCGACAUAGACGAGUGGAUGGACAACACUGAUGACCCAGAAAACCAAGCCACCGAAGCCAAUGCCGAGCGUACCAAUGAACCGAACGCCACGUCGACCGAACACAUGAAUGGCCCACUAACAGGCGGGCUGGCGGCCGAUAACUCGCCUAGUACUGCGGACUCGCAAGCAAACCAAGAUACCUUGAGUAUCCCAGAGAACGCUCCCGUUGCCGUAACUCAACCCGAGAUCAUUACUGAUGGUAAUGCUUCUUCACCACUGCCUAUCAGGACCCCAGGGCUCUUAGCUCGAAGACAAGCUACAAAUCCAGCUUCACCCGAACUUUCGACCAUGAAUGGUAAUAUCGACAUGCCCGAUCGAGCGGAUGAAACCGAGCUGGGCGGUCAGCUUGAACACCAACGCACAAAUACCCAGACUCCCGAUCCUGCUGAGAUAAUAGCCGGAGAAGGUCCGUUGACUCCUAGGAAUAACGCCGGACCUUUCGUGUUUGACGGCAGUGCUGGGAGGUCGGAUGCGAGGCAUUUACUUGUCCCCAGCGUUGCUCAGGUUGCUGAUGGGAAAUGA
This is a messenger RNA of Cladophialophora carrionii CBS 160.54, 1803 nucleotides long. RefSeq lists its product as uncharacterized. Gene Ontology annotation, cellular component: ubiquitin ligase complex; cytosol; cell division site. Gene Ontology annotation, molecular function: protein binding; ubiquitin protein ligase activity. The record is from RefSeq and is a predicted model, not a curated record. Bases 1 to 1803 code for a protein of 600 amino acids. NCBI's taxonomy places the organism in Eukaryota, Fungi, Ascomycota, Eurotiomycetes, Chaetothyriales, Herpotrichiellaceae. The transcript has 3 exons. Gene Ontology annotation, biological process: ubiquitin-dependent protein catabolic process; negative regulation of septation initiation signaling; mitotic spindle assembly checkpoint signaling.